Messenger RNA from Planococcus citri (citrus mealybug), 2506 nucleotides. It is a transcript of the gene HPS1, whose product is annotated as Hermansky-Pudlak syndrome 1 protein. The coding region runs from base 471 to 2375 and encodes 634 amino acids. The record is from RefSeq and is a predicted model, not a curated record. Gene Ontology annotation, cellular component: BLOC-3 complex. Gene Ontology annotation, molecular function: guanyl-nucleotide exchange factor activity. Gene Ontology annotation, biological process: vesicle-mediated transport. Lineage: Eukaryota; Metazoa; Arthropoda; Insecta; Hemiptera; Pseudococcidae. The transcript is spliced from 12 exons.
AAAUCAAUCUCAUCAAGUUAUCAUCAAUUGAAUUUGUUGAGUCCAAAAUGAACUCUGAAACCCUGAUUGCCCCUGAUUAAUCUUUUCAUAUUUUAGAAGGGCUCACAAAAAUUCUUGAGUUAUCAUUUUUUUCAAAAAAAAAAAAACGAAUCGGAAGGUCGGAGAGGAAUGAAGAGGAGGAAAUGUUAUGAUAAUAACAAACCGGUCAGUCUGUGGGAGGGUCGAGGUGAGGUGGAAUUCCUUAUCAGUACAUGGAUGAGAGAAUUCAGAUAGUUUCUUUUUCAGAAAUUUAGAUGAAAUUUGAAUUAAAUAAGUGUUGUGAAGCUUCUCGCGAUACUUUAUAUUAAUAGUUAUCAAAAAUCAUUUACUGAAUAAAGUAAAGUAGCGUUUUUGUACAACAAACUACGAGUGAAAUGAUCUAAUCUCUUCUAGUGUUUCAUCCGCAGUAAACCGAACAAGAUUCUCCAGAAAUGAAAUGCUUAUUAAUUUUCGACAGUUUGAACGAUAUAAUUUUCAUGAAACACAAUGAUAUUUUCUGCAAGUACAUUCAAAAACUCGCCGUACUACAGGGUUUAAUUCCAGAAGAAAGUAAAGAUGCUCAUCGAACUGAUUUUAAAUUGGAAGCUGAUAUCGUUAUGCAAUUAUUCUCUCCCUUGAUUACAUCGCAACGUGUCAUGUUGAAUCAUUUUUCAAACCCUUAUUCAAGCAUUGCAUGUUAUGAUGGCCUCAACAUAAUAUUCGAUGAAUUUGUUGGUUAUUUGUUCGUUGCAAUCGGAUACGACAGCGUAUAUUGGUUGAAAAGAUACCUUGGUGUUUUCCUGUCCAUAGUCAAACAUGUUUGUGGGUUAGAUUUAUCGACAUUGAAAGCGAACAAAAGUAUUACUACUUUGAUCAGUAGAUUAUUAGAUGUGUGGUACAGUCGUAUAGCCACAGAACAAACUUACUUAGUCGAAGCUAUCGAACAAUUACGCGUCCCUUCAAAGGUUUCAUCGAUUUGCUUGAAAGCAUUGACCGAAUCUACCGAAAAAAUCAAAUCAUCUGUCUCCGUUUCUCAAGUACAUGCAUUCAUAAUGGUUGAUCAUCGUUUUCUCUGUCUUUAUUCUACUCGAAACGCAGCGGAAUUAUUGCUGAGUGAUGUUACGUUAUUAUCAUUAGUCGGCGAAGCUGUCGAACCAAUUUUUGAUGGAAAUAGCUCUCAUAAAACAUGCGAUGAAGACAAGGAACCGGCUAAAUAUGAAAAAUCGAAAUUGCAAUCGAAUUACGAAAUCAGAGACACGAUGGAUGAUUUUGUGUUUCUAUUGGGGAAACAGAAACCAUACGCCGUUCAUGUUUCUCAUAUCGCUCGAAACAUUCCAAUAUUUCUACUUUACGAGAUUUGCAACGAUCACGUGAAUAGUGCAUUAUACGAGACAUUGCAGUCAUUAUGUUCAUUACAUGAUUUACACGCUAGAGGCACCACAGACAGAGAAGUAAUUCAUUCUUGCGUCGAAGUAGUUGAUAAUUCGUUCAAGAAACUCACAGAACUCUUCAAAAAGAAAUCAUUCUCGUCAAAUUUGGAUAAAACUUGUUUAAAUAAUUUCAAAGUGACCAGUAAGAAAUGGGAUGCUCUUAGAAAACAAUAUCAAGAAUAUUUAAAAACUCAUAACAUCGAAUGGUUGCAGAAAAUUGAUUCAACGGUUGAUAGUAUCAUCUCGAUGUUCAGAAGUAUUUAUUCGAGUUGUGUUUUCAACCUGUCCAUUGCUCAUUCUAACCAUAAAGCCAUUCUUCCCAUUAUUCAAAAUAUUCAGAGAACUUUACGAAAUGUUAAGGAAAUUUUAAAUGAAUCAGAAGGCGGCUCUCUGGGAAUUGGAUUGAAAUCAACUUUAAAUAUUAACAAAUAUUUGGAAGAAUUUCCGGGUCUAGUCCAUUUCAUCUACAUAGAUCGCAUCACUCAUCGAUUUGUGGCACCUUGCUUAGACUUUUCUUCAAAAGAAACGACCAACAUGACGCGUAAAAAAGUUUGGAACAUGGUUAAAUUCGCGUGGUCUCAUUUGCAAGAAGGCCGAACUGCAUUGAUGUGGAAAGAUUCUAUUUUCAAUUAUUCCCAUUUUCUCUGGUUUGAAGAUGUCUCGGGAACGCCAUUGAAACCUAAAAUAAGCCCAACGGCGGUAGUCAAAACUUUACCCCAACUAGGCUAUCUGCAUGGAGAUUUUUAUCAUCAGUUGAUCAAAAAAUGUUUUCCAUCUGUAUCAACUCAAAGAAUACGUUGUUACGAAUUAUUCUCCGUUCAUUUAGGCCUAGUUACGUCAUCUUGUGUUCUGGAGCAAUCUAGAAGGCUAACAGCUACUAUUUGGGAAGUCACCGGCGUUCCCACCAAUCCUUUGGAUUUACUUUAAAUCUUUGUGGGUGUAAAUUAAUGAUUAUGUGCAAUAUUUUUUAUUGUUUCAUUUUUAUAUUAUUUUGUGUUUUUCCUCUUAUUUUUUCAAUUGUUCAAAAAAAAAAUUUAAUAAACAAUUUGUAAUAUUAA